GCCGCAUUCCCUCCUUCAGCAGCAUCGUCCCGGCUUAACCAUCUGCACAACAUGGCAGCUUCCGAGAAAACAGCGGCAAAGCAGACGCCGCCUGCAGCGCCUCCAGCCCGAGGAAGCGCGCUGAAAGGCGCAUCGCUCCUCAUCAUCCUGCAGAUCGGCUCGCGCCUGUUGACCUUUGUCGCCAACCAACUGCUCCUGCGCUACCUCACAGCUCCCCUGCUAGGCCUAUCGACUCAAUUGGAAGUAUACUAUCUCUCUGUGCUCUUCUUUGCGCGCGAGAGUCUGCGCGUUGCGAUCCAGCGACGACCGUCUGCUGAAGGCGGACGUAACGAGGGCCAGAGCGUCAUCAACUUGGGAUAUAUCCCCGUCUUGAUUGGUUGGCUCGUGGCAGCCGGCUUGGGAUGGGCGUAUCUUGCGUAUGCACCGACAGAGACCGUGUAUCUUACUGAGUCGCUGUACUUGUAUGCUCUGGCGUCGGUGGUAGAGCUUGCCUCCGAGCCGUGUUUUGUGCUGCUUCAGUCUCGACUACAGUUUGGCACACGCGCUACGGCAGAGAGCCUUGCCACGUUUGCAAGAUGUUUUGUUGUCUUUGCGUUGGCUGUUGGGGCGGAUCGCAAGGGCCUGGACGCUGGCGUGCUCCCGUUUGCGGUUGGCCAGAUUACAUAUGGUGUUAUUCUGCUGUUUGUAUACCUCGUUUCUGGAUACAGGGCAGCGGCCGAGGGCGGCUUUUCUCUCUUCCCGAAGCCUAUUGCAAGCAAGGAUGGCCAAUUCCUGUACUCUCUUUUUUAUAAGCCGACGCUGACGCUGGCUGCGAGCAUGACGGCCCAGAGCGUCGUCAAACAUAUCCUCACACAGGGCGAUACGUUCCUCAUCUCUAUGCUUUCUACUACACAAGUUCAGGGAGUUUAUGCGCUUGCUAACAACUAUGGAGGCUUGCUGGCUAGAUUGUUGUUCCAGCCUGUGGAAGAGAGCAGCAGAUCGUACUUUGCACGCCUCUUAUCGCCAUCCAACGCCACUGGUGAUGAAAAGGGUAAAGCUACGGCUCAGGUAGCAGAAGCGCAAAAGAGCGUUACCAUCCUCUUGAAGCUAUAUACACUGCUUUCGGUCCUGAUUGCGACAUUUGGUCCGCCAGCUGCGCCUGUUCUCCUCUCACUUGUUGCAGGCAAACAAUGGGCCACCGCUGGUGCCGGCCAAGUCCUUGGCUUCUACUGUCUCUACAUCCCCUUUCUUGCACUGAAUGGGCUUACGGAAGCCUUUGUUGCCAGCGUCGCCACUGAAACGCAAGUGCACAUACAGAGUCUCUGGAUGACUGCCUUUUCAGGCGCCUUCGUUGCUUCUGCCUACGUCUUUAUGAAAGUCUUGGAGCUAGGCGCUAUUGGCCUGGUUGCCGCCAACAUUGUCAACAUGGCGUGUCGAAUCGUGUGGAGCGCCAUCUUCAUCAAGAGCUACUUUAAAGCCCGAGGAACCCAGUUCAAUGUGAGCGACAUCCUACCAGUUUCCAGCAUUGCUCUCGCAGGCGGCGUCGCUGCUACAAUGGGCCAAGUCGUAACCGGCGCCGAGGCUCCAUUCAUGACGCUUGCCAAGGUGGCAGGUAUUGCGGCACCUGUUGUUCUUGUCAUCGGCAUUCUUGAACGCCGAUUCUUAUUGGACUGCUUCUCUGCGGUACGCGGCCGCGGAAGCAAAGCAAAAUAAUAUGUCAAGUCAUGCAAAGCAGAUGUAUUGUAAAUAUCUAUCAUGUAUCAAUAGAAGCAGCGACGACAUUGCGCCUUGUCAAUACUACAAACGAAAAAGUAUCGUUGCGGCAAACUACUAGAAAAGAAAGCAAAGAACACCUUUGAAAAUAUACCCCAAAUAAAACUUUUUGACAUUAUAUGCACUUUUAAUCGAACGUGAUCUUGGUCGCCUUCUGGUUCAUGUCGACGUCCUUGAAGAAGGAUCCGUACAUGUCGUGAGUCUUCUUCUUGACAAUGGUGCCGAACUUGAGCAGCUCGUCGGGAACCUUUUGGU
This is a messenger RNA of [Torrubiella] hemipterigena, 2007 nucleotides long. NCBI's taxonomy places the organism in Eukaryota, Fungi, Ascomycota, Sordariomycetes, Hypocreales, Clavicipitaceae. The record is from the annotation of a GenBank genome assembly.